Messenger RNA from Nasonia vitripennis (jewel wasp), 1257 nucleotides. It is a transcript of the gene Tasp1, whose product is annotated as threonine aspartase 1. NCBI's taxonomy places the organism in Eukaryota, Metazoa, Arthropoda, Insecta, Hymenoptera, Pteromalidae. The record is from RefSeq and is a predicted model, not a curated record. The coding region runs from base 123 to 1196 and encodes 357 amino acids. Gene Ontology annotation, molecular function: threonine-type endopeptidase activity. Gene Ontology annotation, biological process: protein maturation. The transcript has 9 exons.
GGGAUUUGGAUAUUGCGAAUAUAGGUAUUAUAAUAGGUGUAAUUGUGUAAAUCACAGCUGAGUUUGUAAACAAAACAAAGCAACGAAAAAUUAAUUCUAACUUUGCAAAUGCUAAUCUAUAAAUGAAUAAAUCAAGUGCAGGUUUCAUCGCAGUUCAUCUAGGAGCAGGACAACAUUCGACUGUAUUAAAAGAAAAAUACCAAAAAUUGAGUAAAGAAGCAUGUGAAAAAGGAAUAGAGUCUUUAAAGCAAUCUAAAAAUGUACUUGAUGCUGUUGUUGAUGCUGUGAUUGUUUUAGAAGAUUCUCCAUUAACAAAUGCUGGAUAUGGUUCUAAUUUAACUUAUGAAGGAAAUGUAGAAUGUGAUGCCAGUAUUAUGGAUGGUGCGACCCUCCAUUAUGGAGGUGUUGGUGCAAUCACUGGUGUUAAGAACCCAAUUGAAGUAGCCAAACGCUUGUGUCAGUAUCAAACAUUUGAUAUUGGACAUGGUAGGGUCCCACCAAGUUUUUUAGUUGGGUCUGGAGCUCUUACAUGGGCCAAGGAAAUGGGUAUUAAGUCUGUACCUCCUGAAAAUUUAAUAUCAGUAAAAGCUCAAAAAGUUUAUAAACACUACAAGAGGAAAGUGGAAAAUGAUACCAUUGAGAUUGGUCAGCAAUUAAAGAGGCGAUUGGAUACAGUAGGAGCUGUUUGCAUCGAUCAAUAUGGAAAUGUAGCCUCUGCAUGUUCAAGUGGAGGAAUCAUUUUAAAAUACCCAGGACGUGUUGGUCAAGCAGGUGUUUGGGGUUGUGGUGUAUGGGCAAGCAAAGGAAGCAUUUCCGUUGGUACAAGUACAUCAGGAUGUGGAGAGCAUCUUAUUAAAACAACAUUAGCUCGCACAAUUGCAGAAUCAAUUGAACAAACUGACUGUCCUACUAGAAGUUUACAUGAUACCAUGCAUUCAAAUUUUCUUGAUUCUAGAUUUCUAAAAGAUCUCAAUGAAAAAUAUGGAGGUGUCCUUGCAAUAAGAUACUCUGCAGAGGAUGGCUGUGGCGAUUUUCUUUGGAGCCAUACAACUAACAGUAUGAUAAUAGGGUACAUGAAUUCAAAUGACAAAUCUGCCAAGAGCCGUAUGUCGAUUUUAUCUCCUCCUGAAGUUGGAAAGAAAGCUAUCAUUGAAGGGAUACUUUUUAAAUUACAAGAACCAAAUGAAUGUAAAUAAUGCAUAGGUACAUGUAUAAUAUUUUUAUAUAAGUAUAUAAACUAUUUAAUAAUUAACAAUA